Messenger RNA from Budorcas taxicolor (takin), 1489 nucleotides. RefSeq names its product early growth response 2 (gene EGR2). Bases 1 to 1419 code for a protein of 472 amino acids. The transcript has 2 exons. Gene Ontology annotation, biological process: regulation of transcription by RNA polymerase II. The record is from RefSeq and is a predicted model, not a curated record. Gene Ontology annotation, molecular function: DNA-binding transcription factor activity, RNA polymerase II-specific; RNA polymerase II cis-regulatory region sequence-specific DNA binding. Lineage: Eukaryota; Metazoa; Chordata; Mammalia; Artiodactyla; Bovidae.
AUGAUGACCGCCAAGGCCGUAGACAAAAUCCCAGUAACUCUCAGUGGUUUUGUGCACCAGCUGUCUGACAACAUCUACCCGGUGGAGGACCUCGCCCCCACGUCGGUGACCAUUUUCCCCAAUGCCGAACUAGGAGGCCCCUUUGACCAGAUGAACGGAGUGGCCGGAGAUGGCAUGAUCAACAUUGACAUGACUGGAGAGAAGAGGUCCUUGGAUCUUCCAUAUCCCAGCAGCUUUGCUCCGGUCUCAGCACCCCGAAACCAGACCUUCACUUACAUGGGCAAGUUCUCCAUUGACCCCCAGUACCCUGGUGCCGGCUGCUACCCAGAAGGUAUCAUCAACAUUGUGAGUGCAGGCAUCCUGCAGGGGGUCACCUCCCCAGCUUCCACCACAGCCUCCUCCAGCGUCACCUCUGCCUCUCCCAACCCACUGGCCACUGGACCCUUGGGUGUGUGCACCAUGUCCCAGACCCAGCCUGACCUGGACCACCUCUACACUCCGCCGCCGCCUCCUCCUUAUGCGGGCUGUGGAGGAGACCUCUACCAGGACCCCUCUGCGUUCCUAUCAGCAGCCACCACCUCCACCUCCUCCUCUCUGGCCUACCCACCACCUCCUUCCUAUCCAUCCCCCAAGCCAGCCACGGACCCAAGUCUCUUCCCCAUGAUCCCAGACUAUCCUGGAUUUUUCCCCUCACAGUGCCAGAGAGACCUACACGGUACAGCUGGCCCAGACCGCAAGCCCUUUCCCUGUCCCCUGGACUCCCUGCGAGUCCCCCCUCCACUCACUCCGCUCUCCACCAUCCGCAACUUUACCCUUGGAGGACCCAGUGCUGGGGCCACAGGGCCAGGGGCAGGCGGAGGCAGCGAGGGACCCCGGCUACCUGGCACUGGCUCGGCAGCGGCUGCCGCAGCCGCCUACAACCCACACCAUCUGCCACUGCGGCCCAUUCUGAGGCCUCGAAAGUACCCCAACAGGCCGAGCAAGACCCCAGUGCACGAGAGGCCCUACCCGUGCCCAGCAGAAGGCUGUGACCGGCGCUUCUCCCGCUCAGACGAGCUAACCAGGCACAUCCGGAUCCACACAGGGCACAAGCCCUUCCAGUGUCGGAUCUGCAUGCGCAACUUCAGCCGCAGCGACCACCUCACUACCCACAUCCGCACCCACACUGGCGAGAAGCCCUUUGCCUGUGAUUACUGCGGCCGCAAGUUUGCGCGCAGUGAUGAGAGGAAGCGCCACACCAAGAUCCACCUGAGACAGAAGGAGCGCAAGAGCAGUGCCCCAUCCUCGGCGGUGCCGGCUGCCUCCAGCGCCUCUUGCAGCGGGGGCGCGCAGGCCGGGGGGACCCUGUGCAGCAGCAACAGCAGCACUAUUGGUGGAGGGUCCCUCGGCCCUUGCUCGUCUCGGACCCGGACGCCCUGAGAUGAGACUCACGUUGACACACCAGCUCUGAGGUCCUGAGGCCCUUCGUCCAUUGGAGCUGCACGACAAA